Messenger RNA from Medicago truncatula (barrel medic), 1236 nucleotides. RefSeq lists its product as uncharacterized. The transcript has a single exon. NCBI's taxonomy places the organism in Eukaryota, Viridiplantae, Streptophyta, Magnoliopsida, Fabales, Fabaceae. The record is from RefSeq and is a predicted model, not a curated record. The coding region runs from base 1 to 1236 and encodes 411 amino acids.
AUGACGGAUUUUCCCCCUAUCUCAAAGGAGGAUAAUCAUGAGGUUCUAUAUCAUUUUAUUUCAGCUCACUUCAAGAAUACUAGUGAGAUAAUCAUCUAUGCAUCAAUUCCUGACAAAAUGGGAGGAGCACCUCUCAAGGUCAAGGGAAAAAGGACCAAGAUAAGUGAAAAGGAAGAUGCUCCAGCCCCCAAACCCAAAAGAACAAAAGUUUCCAAGACUGAAGCUUCCACAGCUUCUGACACUGGUUCUGCUCUUCGUGAAGAAGUCAUUCAGAAGAAAAGAACAAAAGGGGAUAGAGAUCUUCAGAAAACUGUCAAAGAAGGUGCUGAAGAAUGGAUGAAUGAAGAAGAAGAAGAAGAGCCUAAGAAGAAAAAGACUAAACAGCCUCUGGAAAUAGUGUCACCAAUGAUGGUAGCCACUCGUGCUUUAGCGCGAAUGGCCAAGGAUUAUGCUGAUAAUGCCAUAGCUGAGAAGAAACAGCUAGCUGAGCAGUACAAGCUGGAAAGAGAUGAAAGGCUCAAAGCUGCAGGGAUUGUUGAGACUAAUCCUCUAAGUGAUGAGAAAGCUGCUGAGAUCCUGGCUCUCUCUACUGAGGUUAAAGAACAGACAGUUAAGGAAGCAACUGGUCUGCUACAAGAGGCUUUGACAAGAGGAAAGGGAACAUCAGAAGCGGCUGCUUCAGAGUCUGCAUCAGAAGCUGUGAGAUCAGAAGCUCUCCUCUCAGGUAAUUCAUCUGAUCCAAAAGCUCAUAUCAAUAUUCAGAUUCCAUGUUCUUCCCCAUCAUCUUCAUCAUCAUCUUCCACUGACUCAGAUGAUAUUACUCUGAGUCAGCGCUAUAAAAAGCCUCUCCCCAAAUCCAAAACAACUAAAACUUCCAACCAACCACAAAAAUCUUCUUUUGGACCUUCUAACAUUGAUGAAAGGACAAUCAGCCUCUCUGAAAGGAGAAUUGAAGUUUGUAAGAAACUGCCAGCUGAUCAUCCCCUUCAACCACCUGUUAUUCAAGCUCUCAAUGUUAUAUAUCCAGAACAAUCAUCAUCUCAAACCCCUUCUUCUGACAUACCAGAACCAUCUUCUCCAUCAACCCUGUUUUCCUUAGAAAAACACUUAGGUGGUGAGAUGAGUGUAACCCCACAGAAAGCCUCUAAGACAGUCCCUGAAAAGACUGUUGUAGAAAAUCAACAACCACCAAGCCCUGUUAUAGAAGAAGAACCUGAAGUUCAUAUUGAACUUUAG